This is a messenger RNA of Seminavis robusta, 1083 nucleotides long. Lineage: Eukaryota; Bacillariophyta; Bacillariophyceae; Naviculales; Naviculaceae. The record is from the annotation of a GenBank genome assembly.
AUGACAUCGUUUGUGGCCAUCAACCACUUCACAAAGGAAGCACUCACUGCACUACCCGCAGAUGAGAAACCAAACUAUAGCACCCUCAAAGUCAUCCACCAAGAACUGAACGCCAAUGCCAUGGCCAUCACUUCAACUUUGGGAGGAGGACACUACGGCCAUCUAGCCCUUGUCAUCCCAGCAGCAGCAUUCAAUGCACUCCCCAAUGCCAUCCCUUGGGUUAACCCUGCUCACCCCGGAGCAUUCCCAGUACAUGUAGGACAGCCUACAGGAGCUCAGAUUGCAGAGACCAACCGCUUAUAUGCAGCAGAUGAAACAAAAUUCCUCUACAAAGCCACCGAGACGGCCUUACAAAAGCAACUCCUCGAAGCCAUCCCAGACACCUACACCAAAGAGCUCAAACAUGAGAUGUAUGGAUAUGCCCAGGUCACCACCCUUGCAUUACUUAACCACCUUGAUGAAAACUAUGGCACAGUGGAACCGGAUGACCUACGAGCCAACCUCAAAAGAAUGACAGCCAAAUGGAGCCCCACCCAACCAAUCGAAGAUCUAUUCAAUCAGGUCAAAGAUGCACAGAAAUUUGCAGCCGAUCAUGACGCUAUCACCGACAAAAUGGCAGUUCGUGUAGCCAUCGAUAACCUCGAGGACAGUGGAGUUUUCACCCACGCACUUCAUGAAUGGCGCAGCAAAACAUUAGUGCAACAGGAAUCUCUCGCCCUCCUCAAGACCCACUUCAAGACAGCCGACAAGGAAAGACGCCGAAUCCUUACACCAAAGGACGUGGGCUACGCGAACAAAGCAAGCGACAAACCCCACCACGGAGCCAACAGCGCCGUUAUCCCGAACGGAAAAGGAACUCCCAUGUAUUAUUGUUGGUCGCACGGACUCGGCACCAACAGCAACCACACAAGCAAAGAGUGCACCAAAAAAGCACCAGGACACCGUGCUGAAUCCACAGCCGACGACAUGUUGGGAGGCUGUUGCAUCAUCCGUCGCAAAGCAGGAGAACGAGCGGUUUACCGUCGCCCUCAGCGCGAACGUCAAGGCAAUGACGAGAAUCGUCAGCCACCAACCGAUCCCUGA